ACUUUUAAUAUUUUUCAAAUCUCUCUCUCUCUCUGCAAGAUCGAAAUUCAAAAUCCAUAUCCACUUCUCAUUUAACGUUCCCAGAUCUUUACCUCUGCUCUCUUCCUGUACUCGUAAUUUAAUGCUGCAGUUUCUGACAACAAAGAUUCAAACUUUUUACCAAGACUUGUUCACACUAGUGAUGUGAGAAUUUAGGAUAUGAGCUUUGCAGGGAGUAAAGAUUGGAAUUCACUCUAGCAGAUGGGUGUCACUUGAUUUAUCUAGUGGCUAUCUAGAGAAUUUCACGUUCGAGUAAAGAACUAAAAUGGAGGUUGAGAAGCGAGGAAAGGGAGGCUUUCUUCAGUUGUUUGAUUGGAAUGGUAAAUCUCGGAAGAAGCUCUUCACUAGCAAACCUGAUCUACCUGAGAGUUCCAACCAUGGAAAAGAUAAUUGCCAUGGUUCAGUCAUUGCACGGCGUCAGCUGGUGCUUAAUCAAGGCUUCCCUCUUAAUGCCACUUGUGAGAAUGAUUAUCCUUAUGCUUCUUCAGCCAGUGGCGACUCAGAACAGGGAACAAAAGCACCUGGGGUUGUCGCACGUCUUAUGGGACUGGAUUCCUUGCCAACUUCAAAUGUUAAUGAACCUUGUUCUAAUCCGCUUUCUGACUCCUACUCAUUCAGAGAUUCUAGUUACUUAAUGGCUGCUCAUGCAUUUCAUGGUGAACAUGAUAUCGUAAUCUUUGAGAGUGUGCGGAAUAAAUUGGAUGGAUAUAGUCGGAAUCCUUUAGACCUGAGGUUGCAGAAGGUACAGAAUCGACAUAUAGAGAGGUUUCAAAGAGAGGUAUUGCCUCCCAAAUCCGCUAAGCCCAUGCCUGUUACUCAUAACCGGAUCAUGUCUCCUAUCAAAAGUCCUGGAUUCAUUCCACCUAAAAAUGCGGCUUACAUAAUUGAGGCUGCUUCUAAGAUAAUUGACCAGAGUCCAAGGUCAAUCACUAAAGGCAAUUUUUCGUCACUUGGAUUGCCUUCUGGUCCGUUUAGAGUUCGGGAUUUGAGGGAGAAACUCGAGUCUGCUCCGCGAUCAUCUCAAGCAGCUAAUGCAUCCCAAAAGGUGAAAGAGGAUAAUUCAAAAAAUAUCAAGAAACAACUUAAUGCCCGGGGUAAAGGCCGAUUAGAAGACAAUUAUCAGUAUAAGGGAUCUGAAGAAUCCAAGAGGGCUAGUUCUCAAAGAUCAAAGAGUAAUGAAAAACUAGUUUCUCUUGCAGUUCAGACAAAACCCAGCAUCCAGAAAAGAGAUGGGUCAACUUCUUCUGGUAGCAGAAGUACUGAGAAGCAAAAAGAACACAAUGGAUGUGUAACUAGGGAUCUUACACAUGCACAAAAAAAAGUGGAAAAGCAAGGUUCAUCAAGAAAGCCUUCUGAGGCGCUCAGGUUGAAUAAUCAGAAGCAAAAUCGUGCCUCAGGCAAAGAUGAAGAAAAGUUUGAAUCUUCUUGUUCCAAGCCUAAGGAGAGACAAGAAUCAAACUUGUCCUCCAGUUACAUUAAUGGGCGUACUACAAAUAGGACUGUCAAUAAAAUUGUUUUCAAUACCUUGACGACAUCAAGAAAGACAAAUUUUGUGGCUGCUGAUCCUGGAAAAGAUGCUUCUUCAGUCAGAGCAAAGACAGCUUCAAAGAAAAGAUUACCUAUCAACAGGAAUGUUCAGUCUAGUGGAGGUGUUGCUUUAAAAGCUAUGGCCAUUAAAGAUGAAAAAUCCAUAAAAUGUAAUGUUUCCUUUGAAGGUGAUUCCAAGUGGGAUGGAAUUGACAGGAAAAGUAGUUUUGAUGUCGUGUCAUUCACAUUCACAUCUCCAAUCAAGAAGUCCGUUGGAUCUAAUUCAAGUGCUGCAAUCUUGGAAGAAACUAGCUUGCCUUCUCCUAGUUACGAUCCUUGUGUACGCGAAUCUGAUUUAAGAACUACUGCAACAUCCUCUUCAGGUUUCAAUGUUAUAGGUGGAGAUGCUUUAAGUGUACUUCUGGAGGAAAAACUUAAAGAAUUGACUUCUAGGGUUGAGUUUUCGCAGAAAGACGUGUCAGGGUCAUCUUCUUUGUCCGUUAAUAACUACGGAAACAUGGGACCUGCAGUUAACUUGGUGGACCGAGAAGCCCAGGAUGCAUCGGAUUGUACUUCUGUUGACAAACCUUGGCUCCAAGCUGAGCAAGGCAGCAAGGGACUAGAAUACUUUGAAGGAGCUGGUGAUAGUAAAAACUUCCAGAGACACUUGUACUUGCAAGGGUCCAAUUCACUCUCAAGUCAGCCUUCUCUGUCAGGAGCUAGUUGUGACUCAUUUGAUGUUGGCAGAAGCUCAAGUGAUAAAGGAAUUAAUUGGAGAUCUACUAGGAAGCCUCACAUAGCUGAGGUUGAUCCAGAGAUAUCGGAUACAGCCUCCUCACUGUCUGUUUGGUCUAUGUCCGAAACUGUUUCUUCCAGCUUACAUGUGGUAGAAUCGAAAGAUUCUUCAAACUGGGAAUUAAAAUACAUCGAAGAUAUUCUCAGCCAUGCAGAAUUGUCGCUGGAGGAGUUCUCUCUGGGACAAGCUCACAAAAUCAUAGCUCCCGACCUCUUCAUGCAGCUGGAAAAUCAAACAAUGGAGUCGUACAAAGGCAUGGAAGAAAAUGCGGUAGAACGCAAGGUAUUGUUUGACUGUGUGUGUGAAUGCCUGGAACAGAGAUGCGGACGGAUUCUUGAUGGAGGCCCGGAGUUCUGGGGCAAGCAGGUGGCUGUGUUACAUAGAAGGCAAUGGCUGGCCGAUGAUUUGUACAGAGAGAUAUGGAGGUGGACAAACUCGGAGGAGCUGAUGGUGGAUGAGCUUGUGGACAAAGAUAUGAGCUCGAAGAACGGGAAAUGGGUGGACUUUGAAGUUGAGGCAUUUGAAGAAGGUGUAGAAAUAGGAAAUAGGAUACUAACUUGUUUAGUAGAUGAAUUGAUUGAUGAUUUCUUGUUGUAAUUGCUGCCGAUUUCAUGAUUCUUUCUAGCUUUUUUGUUUGUGUCGAGAAUCAUGCAAAAAAUCACUGUAAGCCUAACUCGAGAAACUUGAAAAAAUCCGUUUAUACUAAAGUGGUUAUUUAUGAUUCUUUUGCUUGA
Molecule: messenger RNA, 3096 nt
Organism: Salvia hispanica
Lineage: Eukaryota; Viridiplantae; Streptophyta; Magnoliopsida; Lamiales; Lamiaceae
Source: RefSeq, a predicted model, not a curated record